Messenger RNA from Stereum hirsutum FP-91666 SS1, 2165 nucleotides. RefSeq lists its product as uncharacterized. NCBI's taxonomy places the organism in Eukaryota, Fungi, Basidiomycota, Agaricomycetes, Russulales, Stereaceae. The coding region runs from base 202 to 1851 and encodes 549 amino acids. The record is from RefSeq and is a predicted model, not a curated record. The transcript is spliced from 3 exons.
GAACACUCACCGCUGUACCGCCAUAUUUCGCUUUACCUAGGCCCUAUAUACGACAGCGCACGGCUUGGUCCCACGAAUCUGUGACCUGCUGCCAGCUGAACGUUUCCGACUCGAAGAAUCAAGAUAACUUCACUUGGUUCUGACUUCUGAAUCGCAUAUAAAACACUCUGGUCUUGCUGUUCGAGUCAUCAUCAAAGUCAGAUGUCUCUGUCUCCCCCUAUCCGAAGACUUUCUACGACAAGCUCGAGCAGUAAGCGGGAAGAGGACUUGAUCAAUGCGUAUGAGGCUGAGGAGGAACGUAUAAUCAAUGUCUUGUCGAGGAAACUCGAGAAGCUGCAAGAGGAGAAGAUAGAGCUCGAGAAUGUCCUUGAAGCUGAAUCCGAAUCGCACGUCAACCGUCUCUCGCGAGAACUUUCCGCUCUACGACUCGCACAACAGCUUGCUCAAGCACAAUCUCAGAACCAGGCUCAAUCGCAAUCUCAAUAUUCUAACCAUGCCAAUGGUGAUCACAAUGCGAUAUCUACAGUGGGAGGAGGCGGUGGUGGAAACGGAGAUUUCGGGAGAAGGGUGAAUGGGAUGAUGGUUAAUCCGUUGGCGCCCAGCUCGGAGUUGAUGUUGGAGGCUAUGAGGAAGGAGAAUGAGCAGUUAAGGAAUAGGAUAGUGGAUAUGGAGAGGGAGUAUAUUCGGAUAACGAGGUUGAACGAGAUUUAUAGGGAGGAAUUGAUUGAUCAUCGGCGGAGGCUCGGUGUUCCUGUCGACAAUCUCAUAGGUCUAUCUCCUUCACAUGACCCCUACUCUCAACCAACACACCGCCGCUCAACAUCCGCCUCUAACAACAUCUCUUCACCCCUCCCCAUUCCAUCCGCCUCCUCUAACGGCCACCCUUCAAACCACCAUCCAUCAGCGCCAAUGGGUGUCCCUAUCCCCCGACCGCCCUCCCAAAUCCACCGUCCCUCCGCCUCAAUGUCCAUGUCUCUCUCCCUCUCCUCCUCCAUCUCUCCCUCCUCACCCAACACCCCCCUCUCCCACUCUCCUUCCUCCCCCUCAUCCUCCCAAUCUCAAUCACCCUACCUCUCCCCCACAACCUCCACCAACCCCGCUUCCUACCUCUCUCACACCUCAAACCUCUCCGCAGCGAACACGCAUCUCACGACACCUUCGAGCUCGAGCUUUACGGCGCAACUGUUCAUGCCGAACACGGUUUAUGGGUAUGGAGCGACGCCGAGCGGAGGGACACAUAUGGGCAGGUUAGGGGGCCUGAGCUAUCCCAGUGUUCCGCCACCGAGUUUGAGUAGUUCGUUCGGAGGCGGGUCCGCGAACGGGAGUGGGAGCGGUGGUGGGACGAGUCCGUCAGUUGCGUGGCACGGGCCUGGGUAUAUCAACGGGACUGGUGCGGGCGCUUCUACUUCUAGUGCCACUUCUACGACUGUAGGGGUUGGGAGGGAGAGGAGCGAUAGUCAUACGUUCAAUCAUCAGAGGGAUAUGUCGUCUUCGCCUGUUGAGGCUCAUACAUCGCGGUGGGGGAGGGGAUUGGCACACGGAGCAGGGGUAGGUGCUGGAGUGGCGAGAAGAGGAUCGUUUGAGAGGAGAGUACCAUCGGGUGGAGAGCCGUAUGGGACUGGAUUUACGGGAGGGAGUUUGAGCAGACCGGGGAGUCGGUCGAGGAGGGAAAGUGUGGAGAGAGGGGCUAGGAUCGCGGAGACGGGGCAGUUGGUGCCGAGGAGUAGAGGGAAUAGUAUGGGUGCCGGGAGUGGUAAUGGGGCAGGUGGUCUUGUGAGUGUAGGCGUAGGCGGUGUAGAGGAAGCGGUGGUCGAGGAAGAGGCAGCAGAUGGUGCUGGCCAGGAUGGAUAGCGUUUUUAGCAGGCUUGUGGGUGGGGACGACCGAAGUGGAAGACUAUAUGGGCCACUUGGGUGGAGACCAAGGCCUUGACAAGGACAGCCAUAUUUGCCUCUUGAAGUGAUGUACGAUAUCUUCUUUUCAACCUUUUCUUGUAUUGAUUUCUUCCCCUCAACCACUCAAACAUCCAAACGUCUUUUUACGCUACUCUUCUCCGCCCUUGGCCGCAUAAUCCAACUCGCACUAUGUCCAGAGUAAUCUGCGCCUUGCUGUGUUCCACGCUUUGUAAGUUACUCGUCGUAUGUAUGUUUAUAGCAAUUGUUGCAUC